This is a messenger RNA of Ixodes scapularis (black-legged tick), 1889 nucleotides long. RefSeq lists its product as uncharacterized. The record is from RefSeq and is a predicted model, not a curated record. The coding region runs from base 279 to 1889 and encodes 536 amino acids. Lineage: Eukaryota; Metazoa; Arthropoda; Arachnida; Ixodida; Ixodidae. The transcript is spliced from 9 exons.
ACAACGCCUCGUCGCUCAUGCGCGCCUCCCAGCGGCGUCCGCAACGUACCGCCGCGAGCAGACGACAAGUGAUCCGUCCAGUGCAGACACCGCGCAUCGUAUUUUCGCUUGUGCGCCCGGUCAACUAAAAGCAGUAAGAGGAGCCAGGGGAACCCUUAUUUUCUGUUAGUACUGUGAAAGACUCUUCACUGUUCGAGUGAAGUGCGGCGACGGGACGGUGCAAGCGAUUAACCGUAAUGAACCUAUGGUGAAACGAUCACUUUAGGUUGUCGGCUCCGAUGAAGUGUCUCGUGCGCGGUUGCACCCGCACGCACCGGGAUGCGGGUGUUUCCUUUCACCGUCUACCUGGCAAGGAUCCAGUGCGAAGUCGCUGGCUGGAAGCCCUUCGACUGCGCGCUAACUCGAAGCUACUACAUCAGCUUGAUCGUGUGUGUUCCGAGCACUUCUCCGCGCAGUCCUUCACGUCGUGGAAGGUUUCGAAGAAUCUGGGGUUCGAGAAAAAGAAGAAACGCCUCGACGAGGGCUCAGUUCCGACCCUUCAACUGGACCUCACACCAGCACCAGCGUGCAAAAGGCGCAGACUGGAUGAUUCAGAGACGCCAUCUGAGUGGGGGAAGCACAAUGAAGCAGACAACCUCUGCGAAGACUCUAUUGUGGUGUCAAAAGAGGACAUGGCAGCCAGUAUAAUCGAGGUUGUGCCUGCUGAACAGAAAGCACCUGAAACUCAAGACUGUUCUGAACUUCAGCUCGCAACUGAAGAUCAUGGGUAUUCCAUCAGAAGUGCCACGUCUGCCGACCACACCUACAGCAUUGAAGUUCAGUACGAAAACAAAGGCACACAGGUGAACUUGUCCGCCAAGCAGUCGAAGGAGACGCAGACAGACCCAUGGGAGUCUCCAGCUGUUCUUCCAUGUACAAGUGCUGCUCCAGCCAUCAUGAAGGAUCCUGCUCCAGUUACUAUGAAGCAAGUGCCUGUGCCAGCAGCAGUUGAAAUGCCAGCAUGCGAGGACUUCGCCACAGAGCAGGUUGCCCCAUCGUACCGGCCGACAAGCCAGCCAUUUCUGGAGGCCGACCUCUCUUUCGAAAGACCAGGCAUGUGCUCAAGCCCUAUUCCAGAAGAGCCUGCAGACACUACGUACGAGGCUUCUUGGGACGAGAGCUUCUUGAGCAACUCAACCUCAACGGCCCCCCUGCACGAGGAGCCCAAGUACAUUGUGUUUGAGAGCUGUUUAUUGCAGUUGCUCCGCCCAUGCAUAAUGUGCCAAGCGCCAUGUAAAGUUACUAUUGUACCAGACGGCAAUCUAGUGAGGGCCACGGCUGUGUGCCAAAGUGAGCACAGCAGGACUUGGCUCAGCCAGCCUCUCAUCAACAACGUGCCAGCCUGCAACCUGCUCCUCUCCGGUGCCAUGCUGUUCACCGGCUCCAGCUCUGCAAAGGUGCUCAGGCUGCUAAGGCUCAUCAAUAUUCAAGCCUUCUCGGAAAGCACGUACUUCAAUCACCAGGCAGCAUUCCUGCAGCCUGUGUGGAUCCGAGAGCAGCAGAGCCUUCUUCAAGCGAGACAGGGGAAGACGGUGCGUUUGGCUGGGGACGGGAGGUACGACUCUCCAGGGUACUCGGCCAAAUUCAUGACGUACACCUUCAUGGAGAUGGAGACAAACAAGAUCCUCCACUAUGUCCAAGUGCAGCUUGGAGAGUCCCCCGAGGUGAAGUCCAGCAACGCAAUGGAGCUGCAUGGCUGUGCCAAGGGGCUCACUUUUUUCAAGGAGGAGGAUGUCACGGUCGAGGCCCUCGUCACUGACCGUCACCUAGGGAUCAAGGGCCACAUGAGGAGCAAAGAACCCCAGACACGCCAUUACUUCGAUGCUUGGCACAUUGCAAAAGGUGCCUAA